Molecule: messenger RNA, 301 nt
Organism: Staurois parvus
Lineage: Eukaryota; Metazoa; Chordata; Amphibia; Anura; Ranidae
Source: the annotation of a GenBank genome assembly
CUUGUACCAUGUGACCUCUGUGAUCAUUCACAGAUUUCACACGUAGUAAGCAAUGAUGUCAGAAGUGACACCUUGCUUACUACUCUUCAUGUAAUCACUGAUUGGCCAAUCGGUGAUCACAUGAUCAGGACCUCACACAGAGGUCCCAUACAACGAUCGGUGUUCCACUAUGUCCGGAGGACACAGCGGACACUGGAUCGCGGAUGUCAUAUGACGCCCUCUCAGAACUGGACAACUGCACUGUAGCUGUCAUUUGGGCUAUAGCACGGUUGGCAAGUGGUUAAUUGAACAGGUUGAAGUU